AUGAAUACAGCUGAAACCAUGCAGACUUCCCCACAGUUGGUGACUGGAUCACUGUGGUUUGACUCGGAGGGAACCGAAGACGAGUACGCGCACUCCAAAAACAAGCUGAUGACUUUUUUCAAACCGCAGAAGAACCAGGAGUAUCUUGGGAAUCUGGAUAUUUUGCCGACCAAUCUGGCUGCCAACUCUGAGCCUAAGAGACAGAGCCUUAGGAUUGAGAAGAGCACCAAAUUUAUGGCUCGCCUGAAAAAUGGUCUUAAUAAGAUCAACCAGAGGAAUUCCUCCGAGCCCGAGACUUGCUUUAUCAGCACACCUUUUGGUUUCAGUCAUGUGGCUCACAUCGACCAGGAGACGACGUUUGGUUUGGAAAGUGCGUUUCCUCAGAACCAUACUGCUGAAGAGUUGGAGCAGCUCAGACUGCAGCAGAAAAUAGACGAAAAACAGGUUGGAUAUUCGUCUUUCAGAACGACUCCAACGGGAUAUUCCAGCUCGAGAAGACACACUGCCACCAGCUCACUUGGUGCCCACAACCGUUCUGCCUCUGCAGCAGCGCCCACGAGAACGUCGUCGACGUCGUCGAACUCGCUCUUCACCAGAUCGGCCUCUAACUCGACACUUUCGUCUGCUGUUUCCAAUGACAAGGCCAAAUAUCACCAGAGACAGUCAUCCAGACUACCCUCUGUCACGGACGAGGUGGAGUACCAGCCGACCCACAAAAGCGAGGCCAGUCUGAAAAGUCUGAGGGAACUUGAGAAAAAGCAGGUGCGCAUGGCGUGUUCCAAAACUCACGCACAAUCCGCCUCAUUGUCUCUGGAUGAUGCUUCAACUUUCCAAUUUCCUCCAAAGACAUUAUCUGCCACUCCCAAGUCGCAGGUCUCUUCGUUCGGAGCACCUAGCGAGCUCAUGCACACUCCAAGUCUGCCAGGUCCACCUACGGAAACGAUCCCCUGGAAUUCUCCAGACUCAAACUUUUUUGUGAGACAAUCAUGGAUCUACGAGAACAUUCACUCUCCAGCAAAACUCAAAACUUUCAACGACUCUACAACGACUCUAGACCCAGCUUCAUACACUCAAUCCACUCUCAACGGUGUGGACGAGGACGCGUCCCAAUUGAUGUCACUCAAUGCCGGAAAAUUCUCCAAAACAAACAGGGAGUCUAUAAGAAAAUCUUAUGCCACUGGUGACGAUGUAGUUACCGCAUUCAGAGGACUUGGUCUGGAUACCAAGGAGCUGAAAAUGAGGCAGAGCAUGCUUCUUCCAGGGCUGGAAGCAUGUUAG
Messenger RNA from Kuraishia capsulata CBS 1993, 1278 nucleotides. RefSeq lists its product as uncharacterized. Lineage: Eukaryota; Fungi; Ascomycota; Pichiomycetes; Pichiales; Pichiaceae. The coding region runs from base 1 to 1278 and encodes 425 amino acids. The transcript has a single exon. The record is from RefSeq and is a predicted model, not a curated record.